This is a messenger RNA of Tripterygium wilfordii, 1638 nucleotides long. Its product is annotated as eukaryotic initiation factor 4A-15-like. Gene Ontology annotation, biological process: cytoplasmic translational initiation. Bases 169 to 1410 code for a protein of 413 amino acids. Gene Ontology annotation, cellular component: cytoplasmic stress granule. Gene Ontology annotation, molecular function: translation initiation factor activity; RNA helicase activity; ATP binding. The record is from RefSeq and is a predicted model, not a curated record. Lineage: Eukaryota; Viridiplantae; Streptophyta; Magnoliopsida; Celastrales; Celastraceae. The transcript has 5 exons.
ACACUCUCGUUCACUAUCUCGUGCGCAACCAAUCUUGUUUCUAAAAGCUCUCUUCCUCAACUCCGCGGCUUAGAUCCGAGGAGUUUGGGAAACCCUAAUUUCUUCAAAAGCAAUCUAAAGUUCUCCUUUUUGAUCACCGAUCUCCAUCAAACAACAUCAUCAGCAGUCAUGUCAGCAGUUGCACCAGAUGGAUCACUCUACGAUGCACGUCAGUUUGAUUCAAAAAUGAAUGAAUUACUUUCAGCUGAUGGGCAGGAAUUCUUUACAUCAUAUGAUGAGGUUUAUGAUAGUUUUGAUGCUAUGGGUUUGCAAGAAAAUCUUCUGAGGGGAAUUUAUGCAUAUGGUUUUGAGAAACCCUCAGCUAUACAACAAAGGGGAAUUGUUCCUUUUUGCAAGGGACUCGAUGUCAUUCAACAGGCUCAGUCUGGGACAGGGAAAACAGCAACUUUCUGUUCUGGCAUUUUGCAACAACUUGAUUAUGGUCUAGUUGAAUGCCAGGCGUUGGUUUUGGCACCUACUCGAGAGCUGGCACAACAGAUUGAAAAGGUGAUGAGAGCGCUUGGAGACUAUCUUGGAGUCAAGGUACAUGCUUGUGUUGGUGGAACAAGUGUCCGUGAAGAUCAACGCAUUCUGUCUAGUGGUGUCCAUGUGGUAGUUGGUACGCCUGGUCGUGUAUUUGACAUGCUUCGAAGGCAGUCUCUUCGUCCUGAUAACAUUAGAAUGUUUGUGUUGGAUGAGGCAGAUGAAAUGCUUUCACGAGGUUUCAAGGAUCAGAUCUACGACAUCUUCCAGCUUCUGCCAUCCAAAAUUCAGGUAGGGGUAUUCUCUGCUACAAUGCCACCUGAGGCCCUUGAGAUCACUCGGAAAUUUAUGAAUAAACCUGUGAGGAUUCUUGUGAAGCGUGAUGAGCUCACCCUGGAAGGUAUAAAGCAGUUCUAUGUGAAUGUUGACAAGGAAGAGUGGAAGCUUGAGACUCUCUGUGAUCUCUAUGAGACAUUAGCAAUUACUCAGAGUGUCAUUUUUGUGAACACUCGGCGCAAGGUUGACUGGCUAACUGACAAAAUGCGGAGCCGAGAUCACACAGUAUCUGCUACGCAUGGAGAUAUGGACCAGAAUACCAGAGAUAUCAUCAUGCGGGAGUUUAGGUCUGGGUCAUCCCGUGUUCUAAUCACCACUGAUCUUUUGGCUCGUGGUAUUGAUGUGCAACAAGUUUCGCUUGUCAUAAACUACGAUCUCCCCACACAGCCCGAGAACUAUCUCCAUCGUAUAGGACGAAGUGGUAGGUUUGGGCGAAAGGGUGUUGCUAUCAACUUUGUGACAACUGAUGAUGAUAGGAUGCUGCAGGACAUCCAGAGAUUCUACAAUGUGGUUGUUGAAGAGCUGCCUGCAAAUGUUGCCGAUCUCCUCUGAUGAGAUUUUUGUCCUAAAUUAUUGAAGUAGAUAGAGACGGAUUCGUGUGGUAAGUGUCAUCUGUUGUGUUUUUCUACUUUCUUUUAUGUUGUUCCUUGAAUAUCUUGUUUUAUAGGCAAGUGUUUUCAGCAAGAUGUUUGCAUCUUUGCAUCUUACUAUUUAAGUAAUUCUGUGCAAUGUUGAACUUAGCAUUACCAUAUUUACAAUGGGAGUCUUUAAUUUGCUGUA